Momordica charantia (bitter melon) is the source of this 1497-nucleotide messenger RNA. Its product is annotated as Tetratricopeptide repeat (TPR)-like superfamily protein. The record is from RefSeq and is a predicted model, not a curated record. Lineage: Eukaryota; Viridiplantae; Streptophyta; Magnoliopsida; Cucurbitales; Cucurbitaceae.
AAAUAGCAGCAAAGCGAGACCAGAUCCGGAGGGGGGUGGGUUCCAACGGAGCGACUGAGAGCGCGCCACAAUUAAUAGAGCGUCGAUUUGAGUCCUAUGCCAAGAUGUACGAGGAAGCAUAAUCUAAGAUCCAUGCACAUUUGGUCUCAAUUGGGGAAAGCUGAUCUGAAUCAAGAUUAUCAAUGGUAUCUGCCCAGAUUUAUCUGAAAUGCAGGUUUGGGUAUGAGGCAAAAAUCAUCAAAGGGAAUAAGCUCCUCCAAAUUGAUCUUGCCGCUUGCAAAAGAAGAGAGCAUGAGAGGCCGUCUACAUCUUCGAAGGGCAGGACAAGCAGUAAGAGCAAAAACAGUUGUGGACAUGCUUCCUUUGAGCACACGUGGCAGGAUGGGAAGAAGCAACGUGUAAAAUCCCCAACCGCCAUUGCGGGCCGCGGAGCUGGCCCUUUUUCUCCAGAACUCCAAUCGGGAAAAAUUCUCCGCCGAGCCCGAACUCGAAUCUCCGCCAUGGCGGCCCGCCUUCCGAGGACGAAGCCAUUCUGGUACCUAAUUCCGCGAUCACCGGCCGAUGAUGRCUCUCUGGUUUUUGUUCCUACCGGAUUCAGGCGACGGUUCUCAUCUUCAUCUUCAUCGUCGUCUUCGUCUUCGUCUUCUUCGCCGAAUAAAUCACAGAAGACGGAGAAGAAGUUAGUGGACCGUCUUUCAUCGGUGAUAGACUCCGUCAAUGACCGUAAACUUCCUCCGGAGCUUCGAGGCCAGCGUAACGCCGUCAGGUCUGAAACUGAUCUGAUAAAUGUUGUUGAACGGCGGAUUUGGAAUUCCAUGGAAGAAGGGCAAUUUGAGAACUUACCAGGAAAAGGGAAACCUCUUAACCUCUCUACUAAUCCUCAUGCUGAUCCAGCAGAAGACACAUUAUACCGCAUUUUGUCGAAAAAUGGAUGUGCACCAGAAUGGGUUGAGCUCAACAAGGAGAUCAGGAGUAAUAUAUCGGUGUGGCGAUCGUCGUUGAAUAGAGCAUUUGAAAGUAAACGCAAUGGAGAUCAUUCAAAAUGGUCCGAGAGUACAGAGGCUUUGAAGGUGCAGUUGCAACACAUCAAUGACAAGGUUUUUCGUUAUAACUUGAUAGUUCCAUUCGGCCGCCAAAUGUUUGGAUUGAAAUGGGAGAAAGAGCUGGAUCGUCUUGUAGAAUGAUGAAACUGUUUCUCCUCUUCCCACUGCUUAACAGGUCAAAGCAAAGCCAUGUAAGCGGCAUUCAUAAUCAUAUCUAUCCUAUAUAUAGAAGAAUUGUUCUUGGAAUAGCAUAGAAAAGAAAAAAAGAUGAAUGUUCUUUCAUCUUGCAGCCUUUUUUUUCCUUGUUAUUUGAAAUCAUUGGGCAGAAAAUUGUUUCAGUUUCUGUAUGAAAUCCAUACAUCUGCUGCAGUGCUUAUCAAAUAUAUAGUAGAGCAUGUACUUGGAAAGGAAGUGUUUUGAGAUAUGGGUAAUUUGGCUAAAUGCCCUUAUGAUA